Messenger RNA from Glossina fuscipes, 1221 nucleotides. RefSeq names its product beta-ureidopropionase. Lineage: Eukaryota; Metazoa; Arthropoda; Insecta; Diptera; Glossinidae. Gene Ontology annotation, molecular function: beta-ureidopropionase activity. The transcript has 5 exons. The record is from RefSeq and is a predicted model, not a curated record. The coding region runs from base 46 to 1206 and encodes 386 amino acids.
UGAUUCAGUUUCAAUCUAUUAGCGGUCUAGAGGCGACAAACAAAAAUGUCGAGUUUUGAUUUAAAAUCUUUAGAAGAAAUCCUGGAAAAGUAUAUAUCGAACGAUGAACAUUUAAAAGAAGUGAAAAGGCUAUUAUAUGGCCGUUCAGAGGACAACAAGAUUGAACUAUCGGAGGAGGCAACGAAAUUGGCCUCCAAGCAUGGUUUCGAAAUUCAAGGUUAUCGUUUCACUGCGAAAGCUGAAUGUACCCGUUUACCCCGUAUAGUUCGCAUAGGAGCUAUACAAAAUUCGAUAGUAUUACCAACUAGCAGCCCCGUUGACACGCAGCGCGAAGCCAUAUGGCAAAAAGUUCAAGUAAUGAUCAAAGCAGCAGCCUUAGCUAAUGUAAACGUCAUUUGUUUGCAAGAAGCAUGGACCAUGCCCUUCGCUUUUUGUACACGUGAGAAAUUCCCGUGGUGUGAAUUUGCCGAAGAGGCUGCAAACGGUCCCACAACUAAAAUGUUACAGGAAUGGGCCAAGGCUUUUAAUAUGGUCAUUAUAUCACCGAUUCUAGAGCGGGAUACUAAUCAUAGUGAUACUAUUUGGAAUACGGCCGUAAUAAUAUCAAAUCGCGGUCGAUAUUUAGGCAAACAUCGCAAAAAUCAUAUACCCCGUGUAGGAGAUUUCAAUGAAUCAACUUAUUACAUGGAAGGCAACACUGGCCAUCCGGUCUUCGAGACAGAUUUUGGCCGCAUAGGGGUUAAUAUCUGUUACGGACGUCAUCAUCCGCAAAAUUGGAUGAUGUUCGGCGUGAAUGGAGCUGAGAUUGUUUUCAAUCCUUCAGCCACUGUAGGGUCACUUAGCGAACCCUUAUGGCCGAUAGAAGCCAGAAAUGCUGCCAUUGCCAACAGUUAUUUCACUGUAGCAAUUAAUCGCGUUGGCAGUGAAGAGUUCCCUAACAAGUUCACUUCGGGCGAUGGAAAUGAUCCUCAUACGAUAUUUGGUCCAUUUUAUGGUUCAAGUUAUAUCACAGCACCGGACGGUAGCCGAACUCCGAGCCUUUCACGAGAUCAAGAUGGUUUAGUAAUAGCCGAGAUAGAUUUGAAUCUUUGCCGUCAAGUCAAAGAUUUUUGGGGUUUCCCAAUGACUCAGCGUCUUGAUUUAUAUGCAAAUGCCUUGCAGCAUGCAACAAAAUUAGAUUUUAAGCCACAACUCAUUAAAGAAUAGAUUUUUGAAAACAAA